UCGCCCGUCCCCGCUGCCAUGUUGGAUCGUGCGGCCGCCGGAGCCGGGCUGGAGUUGGAAGUUUAGCGCCUCUCGGAGGGGCGGGCGCGAUCGGCCGCCGGCGCGGAGCGGCACCGGCGUGGCUGUUCCCCUCCCCGGCGUCCCCUUCGCGGGCCGCCGGCAGCUGACUGAGGCCCCGCCGCCCCUCUCCACCUCCCUCCUUCCCCGGCACCGAGAGGGAGGCUCCGCGAUGCGGCUGCUGUGAGGCCGCGGCGGCAGCGGAGGAGGAGGAGGGGGCCGCGGGCGCCAACGGUCGCAGGGCGGCGAGGGGAGCGCCGGGCCGGCCCCGGCCAUGAGCGGCAACCCGCAGCAGCAGCCCCCGCAGCCGCGGCGGGUCACCAAUGUGGGUUCCCUGCUGCUCACCCCGCAGGAGAACGAGAGCCUCUUCAGCUUCCUCGGCAAGAAAUGCGUGACGAUGUCUUCAGCAGUUGUUCAAAUAUAUGCAGCAGAUCGCAAUGCCAUGUGGUCAAAGAAAUGCUGUGGUGUAGCUUGCCUUGUAAAGGACAAUCCUCAGAGGUCGUAUUUUAUCAGAAUAUUUGACAUUAAGGAUGGGAAAUUACUGUGGGAGCAGGAGCUGUACAAUAACUUUGUAUAUAAUAGUCCUAGAGGAUAUUUUCAUACCUUUGCUGGAGAUACAUGUCAAGUUGGUCUUAAUUUUGCUAAUGAAGAAGAAGCUAAACUAUUCCGCAAAACAGUAACAGAUUUACUUGGACGACGGCAGAGAAAAUCUGAAAAAAGACGAGACCCACCAAAUGGCCCAAAUCUACCAAUGGCAACUGUUGAUAUCAAAAACCCAGAAAUUACAACUAACAGAUUUUAUACUCCACAAGUCAACAAUAUUUCGUAUACCAAAGAAAAGAAGAAAGGAAAAACUAAAAAGAGAAGAUUGACAAAGGCAGAUAUUGGAACACCAUCUAAUUUCCAACACAUUGGACAUGUUGGUUGGGAUCCAAACACAGGUUUUGAUGUGAACAACUUAGACCCAGAACUGAAAAACCUGUUUGAUCUGUGUGGAAUUUCAGAAGCUCAACUAAAAGACAAAGAAACCUCAAAGGUCAUAUAUGAUUUCAUUGAAAAAACAGGAGGUGUGGAAGCUGUUAAAAAUGAACUGCGCAGACAAGCUCCACCUCCACCACCACCAUGCAGGGGAGGACCCCCUCCACCACCACCACCACCUCCCCAUAGCUCGGGCCCCCCUCCUCCCCCUGCUAGGGGCCGAGGGGCACCACCUCCACCUCCUUCAAGAGCUCCCACAGCAGCACCUCCGCCCCCACCUCCAUCUAGACCUGGUGCCACAGUGCCCCCACCUCCUCCAAACAGGAUGUAUCCUCCACCACCACCAGUGCAUUCAUCAUCUGCACCAUCCGGCCCUCCUCCACCGCCGCCACCACCGGCAAGUGGGUCAUCUGUUCCUCCACCUCCUCCUCCUCCUCCACCCCCUCCUGGUCCUCCUCCACCACCUGGCCUUCCUUCAGAGGUUGAUCACCAGCUCCCAGUUCCUGCAGGAAACAAAGCAGCACUGUUGGAUCAAAUCAGAGAAGGAGCUCAGUUAAAGAAAGUAGAACAGAACAGUCGACCGGUGUCCUGCUCAGGAAGAGAUGCACUGUUAGACCAGAUACGACAGGGUAUACAGCUGAAAUCAGUAUCUGAUGGUCAGGAGAGUGCACCACCUACACCUGCGCCCACCUCAGGAAUUGUGGGUGCAUUAAUGGAAGUUAUGCAGAAAAGGAGCAAAGCCAUUCAUUCUUCAGAUGAAGACGAGGAUGAAGACGAUGAAGAAGACUUUGAGGAUGAUGACGAAUGGGAUGAUUGAUCAUAUAUUAUUAUAUAUAUAUAUUUUUUAAGGUGAAUGAUAUACUAAACACUACUUUCUGUCUACGGAUUCUGUAAAAUUAUCAUGUAAAUGUUCUACCAAUUUGCUGUAUAUUUUUGUUGCCUUUUGCUUUUUUAUUAAUCUGUGCAAUACCUCAUUUAAUCUGUAAAGGUUUGUCAUAAUCCUCUACAAAGCUACUCCCUGUUAAUGUGUGCAAGUUUACACCUGGAUGAUCAUGUACAUGUGAAUAUUUUCCAUUCCAUCAAUAAGGGAGUUUAAAUGUAAUAUGUGAGACUGACAAAAACCUUAAUGUAAUUUAGUUAUAAUGCAAGAAGGAAAACACUAUUUUCAUACCCUACUUUUUCUGUAUCUAAAUUUUCUUAUUAAAACCUAGUAUAGCACUAUGUUCUUUAAGUGAUGCAGCUCUUAGUUUAUUUAGCCCCUUCAUUUCAAAUGCAAUGCUACAUGAAUGUUGAGGCUGGUUUAUACUAUUGUAUGGUUUCAAAUACAUCACAACAUUGCAGUUCAAAUCUUAGCAGUAUGCUUUACAUAAAACAAAAUCACUACAGAAAUGCACAGCUAGUUGUGAAGAUUACCUUGCCCUAACAGUAGCAAUACUGACUGCUAUUGAACAGCAAUAGUAAUUAAAUCCUUCAGUUAGGGAACUCUCUAUCUGAAGUUAAACAGGAUGGCUUUACAUUGUAAUAGUGGUAAAGGCAUCUUUGAUGCAGACAAGUUCAGUCUUCUUUCUUUUGUUUUUUUUUUUUUCUCCCUCCUUCCCAGCUCUUACUUUCAGAAUGAAGAAGUGUAAAUUACUGGGGGCUAUACUGGAGGCUGGCAAUUGCUACAGUUUGAUUUAUUUUUAAAAUCAAUUUUAUGUGUUUUUCAGGCUGAAGGGCUGCGUUUAAUGCUUGCUUCAAUAAUGUUUAAGUACUUUUUAAAAUUUGUAGGACAUUGGUGUACUAAUAAAGUAAACAUAAGUGGUAUUACUUUGCAGUCUUUGCGUUAUGGUACACAACAAAUGCUGAAACACCAAUCCUACAUCCAUAAAGUUGGAAAGCCAUUAACUCAGAAUAUACACUUUGAAUAAGUACUGAACUUUAUGGCAAUAUUCUGUCUUCAUAUGUUGGCUUUAAGACCAAGGGUCGUGAUGAAGAUCAAGAGCCCGAUUCACAAGAAUAAUAUUUGAAUAAGUGGACGGAAAAUGGGAUUCUCAUUUCACAGCUUGCACAUUUAUAUAAGUUGUACUUUGUAGUGCAGUAAACAUUGGCAUAUCUGCCUAUUACAAAAUACUAAUCUAUGCUAUGUGGGUACUUAAUAUCUGCAGCAUUAAUUACUGUACUUACUGUAACUUUCAGGUAGAAAAUCUUUUUAAAAACCACAUUAUCUGACACGGAAUGUUUAGUUAAGUCAGUCAUAUUUGGAGCGUAGUUAAUGCAUAGUGUCCUGGGUCUUUGACUGUAGUAAAGCUAUCAAACUAAAUUUAAGUUAUCGGAAUUGUAUUGACUGAAACCCAGUGUUGACCUGAUCUUGACAGGCUGGACCUGCAUGAUACGGCGUGGAUUUCUAACCCAGUUAUAACCUAGUCUUUAGCGAAUUAAUUUAGUCAGAAGAAAGUAAAGUUGCUGAAAAGUAGUGGGAGAGGUAAGGUUGUAGUUAAAUUAUUCAGAGGAUGCUAACUUCCUUCCAAGAGUAAUUUAAGCACAUAACUUUCUCAUUGCCCUCUGCUGCUAGAAACACUUCCUCCUAGCUUUGCUGCUGUAACGGCUUGAGCAUUGGGAUCAAGUGCAGUGCAGCCUGGGGUAGCUAAUGGCAGUGGAGUUAAGAACUUGUGUAUAAGGACAAUAUUUGUAUGGCUUUCAUAUAACUUCUGGCACUGCUCCCUUAUUUUUUACUGCAUAUAGGGCAUUUUAAAAUUAAGCAGAUGAGGCCUAAAGGUUUUCCUAACAUGCUACUUACUAGAUAUGUUUAGCUGUUAUGUUCCCAGAAUUGGAAUUUCUGUAAUAUAGUUAAUAAUUAAGCAUCACAGUUCAUUAAUCAAACUUCUAUUCCAGGUUUUGGGAGCUCUGAAGUUACCUUAUUGAAUAAAACUUUGAUUUGUAGAUACUGGCCGAAGAAAGCUUUGGGUUUUUCUAUUUCUUUUUCUUCAUACAGAAAGUACACUCACAUUCUGUGGUGUCCAGGUUAAUAUUUACUUUAAAGUAGUGUUUGUACAUGAUAAAUUUCAGGCAUAAAGACUGCAACAGCAGUUACGUUAGUCAUAACUGCAUGCUUCGGCACUCUGCCACUUGCACUAUGAGCAAAAGAUAGCAUUUCAUGAUACUGGUGCAUUGUUGCUAAACAUUGUAAUGAAGGCCUCUCUUAUAUAUUCUGGUUAAAUGACUGUCCAGAUAGCCUUAGCAAUUAACGAACUAGCAUGAGGCUUUUGUAUCUCAACACUCUAUGUGCAUAGACAAUAUCAGCUAGCCACUUGUACGUAUGAAAUCCGUAAGAACUUCUCAAUCAUUCAGUUUUCCAUUUAUCAAACUGAAAUUUUUAGUAUGUGAAUUUUUGAAAUGUACAGUGAAUAGGAUGUUGCACUGGUGGCAAUUCAUCAUGGAGCAUAAUAAAAUUAAUUUGACCCAA
Molecule: messenger RNA, 4477 nt
Organism: Grus americana (Whooping crane)
Lineage: Eukaryota; Metazoa; Chordata; Aves; Gruiformes; Gruidae
Gene: WASL
Product: WASP like actin nucleation promoting factor
Exons: 11
Coding region: 332-1852 (506 amino acids)
Biological process (GO): actin filament organization
Cellular component (GO): cytoplasm; nucleus; endoplasmic reticulum membrane
Molecular function (GO): actin binding; microtubule binding
Source: RefSeq, a predicted model, not a curated record